UUCCUGUUCAGUGCUGUCCAGAUGGUUCCUCUCACUAUGAACAACUAUGUGUUCCCUGCCUGGGGCCAAGGAGUGGGCUGGUGCAUGGCCCUAUCCUCUAUGCUCCUGAUACCUGGAUACAUGGUCUACAUGUUCCUCAGCCUCAAGGGGGAUUACAAAGAGCGUCUGCGGAUAAUGAUCCAACCCCCGAUAAUGGUGAAAGGAGAGCGUCAGGAGAACGGCCCUGAGCAGACACCGGCAGUAGCCACUGAAGAGGCUUACAUCUAAACCCUGUGCCAUUCAGCCUGUCUCCGAGGCGCCAACUCUUUGCAGAAAACAACGUAAUCAAGGUGAAGCACAACCAAGGGWUGCAUCCCAAYUGGAACCCUAUUCUAUAUAUAGUGCACUACUUUUGGCCCAUAUGGACUACUACCCAAUAUAGGCCCUGGUUAAAAGUAGUGCACUACAUAGGGAAUAGGGUGCCAUUUGGGACGCAGUWAAGAACUUCCAUGUCUGAUUUCUAAUUACCUACCUCCAGGGGAAACGUGACCAACCUGAUUACAAUUUACUUUUCAUUUAUUUUCCAUUWAUUUUUUAUUUUAUUUAUUUUAUUUUUUAUUUUAAUUUGUUUGUCAACAGAAAUAAGAAAGUCAACCAGCUGUUAUUGUGAUAGUUUUGUAUUUCAUAUGCAAACAUGUUAGUCUUUCUAAGAUUYUUACCUAGAAAGUUACUAUAAAUUGAAUUAUAAUUUAAAUUUGGAGGCCCAAUGUGAUUCAACACUAACGUGCUAAUUUAAGAUAUUGACUUAAUUAAUCUAUAAAAAAUGUAGUUAUUGUAAACAG
Molecule: messenger RNA, 821 nt
Organism: Salvelinus sp. IW2-2015
Lineage: Eukaryota; Metazoa; Chordata; Actinopteri; Salmoniformes; Salmonidae
Source: RefSeq, a predicted model, not a curated record